Messenger RNA from Hydractinia symbiolongicarpus, 1819 nucleotides. Its product is annotated as tRNA dimethylallyltransferase-like. The record is from RefSeq and is a predicted model, not a curated record. The transcript has 4 exons. Gene Ontology annotation, molecular function: tRNA dimethylallyltransferase activity. Bases 209 to 1471 code for a protein of 420 amino acids. Gene Ontology annotation, biological process: tRNA modification. Lineage: Eukaryota; Metazoa; Cnidaria; Hydrozoa; Anthoathecata; Hydractiniidae. Gene Ontology annotation, cellular component: mitochondrion.
ACUGAUAUCCUUUAAUAUAUUUUAGUGUCAUGAAAGAUAGCAUAGUACAAAAAAUCCAAGACUUAUUACCAGUUCCUUUGUGGGUUUCUGUUAUUGUGUUUGGUCCUCUACUUCCAGUUUUUAUUCUCGUCAUAUAUUGUAUCGAUUGGUAUACUCAGUGCAUAAACAUCGAUGCGUCACGUGACACCUGUAAAAAAGCAAAGUCAACAUGAGUGUGCAGACAAUGAGAAAUAUGUUCGCUUCACCUAUCAUAUUUAUCCUUGGUAGUACUGCCACUGGAAAAUCGAAGCUUGGUAUUGAACUUGCCAAGAGGUUAAAUGGUGAGAUAAUUAGUGCAGACUCGAUGCAAGUUUACAAGGGAUUGGAGAUUAUCACUAACAAAGUAAGCGUAGAAGAGCGGGCUGAAGUGACACACCACCUUCUUGACGUUAUAACACCACCUGCAGAAUACUCUGUCAGUGAGUUUCGUUGCGCUGCACUUGAUAUUAUCCAGCAGUUGUUUUGUGCUCACAAACUUCCUGUGGUUGUGGGUGGGACCAAUUAUUACAUAGAAGCUUUAUUGUGGAAUUUCUUAAUGGAUGAUACCAGCUCGCCUGAUAUGCUUCAGACUCGAAAAGAGUUAGGAUCGAAUAAACGAGCAAAAAUAGACGGCGAUACGUUUGAACAACUCAUCUCUGUCGAUCCCGAACGGGCUGCGGAGCUGCAUCCAAAUGACACGCGAAAAAUAGCAAGAAGUUUGCAAGUGUUUCGUACUACUGGAAAAAAACAUUCCGAGUUGUUGAAAGAACAGAGACAGCAACCUGGUGCAAGUCCGUUAGGUGGUCCGCUCCGCUUUUCCAAAGCUCUCAUCUUUUGGCUAACUUGUGACCAAGGCGAGCUGGAUAAGAGAAUAUCAGAGCGAGUUGAUAGCAUGCUGUCUAAAGGACUCGAUGAAGAAGUUACAAAAUUUUACGAGAACUACAGAAAAUCCAAAAAGACGCUAGGUACAGAUAGCACGUUAUAUCAAGAAGGGUUGUUUCAAGCUAUAGGAUUUAAAGAAUUUCAUGAUUAUUUUACAUGCGACGAUAAAGAAAAGGAAGAAGCACAUUUAAGAGAAGGUUUAAGUGCGCUCAAGCGUGUCACUAUAAAAUAUUCUAAAAAACAAAGAACUUGGAUACAAAACCGUUUCUUAUCUCGACAUGGCGAAACCACUCCUGACAUAUACGAGUUGGACGCCACGAACCUGGACACGUGGAAGGCUGACGUUCUGCAAAAAGCUGUCGAUAUUACUCGUGCAUUUCUUGCAAACUCUGAAAUCCCUGUAGCGCCAGUAGAAAAACGAAGUGUUAACCUGAAUGCGAAAAGGAAGUUCAUUUGUGAGACGUGUGGCGGAAGGACGAUAAUGGGAGAGGCGAGUUGGAAGGAGCAUGUUUCUUCGAAGCGGCACAAAUAUUUUAUAAAAAAACAGUUAAAAGAAGUUCUGCCAUCUUGAAAUUUAUUUUAUCAUCGAAUCACUGGAUGUAUUUAACGUUAACGUUGUUUACAUAUUUAAUGACAGAGGACGUUUCAACACAAUAUACACUGAAAUGAAAUAGCGACCUAAGAUGUCUUUGUUGUACCGGAUUCAAUGAAAGUUUUGAACGCAAAAAACUUUCACUGUGUCAAAUUUAAUUCUAACAUGGCAGAUAUUUAAAUAACUCGCCUUGCAUUUAAUAGUUGAUACUAAUACAAAUUCAAAAUAUUUCGCGAUCUAUCUGCUGCCAACGCCCUAUUUAUUGAAUACGCGCUGGUGAGAAGAUGGCACUAAAAUAUUUAUGAAAAUAUUCAGAUAUCAAUCCAA